This is a messenger RNA of Rhizophagus irregularis DAOM 181602=DAOM 197198, 2121 nucleotides long. RefSeq lists its product as uncharacterized. The record is from RefSeq and is a predicted model, not a curated record. NCBI's taxonomy places the organism in Eukaryota, Fungi, Glomeromycota, Glomeromycetes, Glomerales, Glomeraceae.
AUGCCAAAAGUAAAAAGUAAAAAAAUUGAAAAUGGUCCUAAGGAAAUUACCGACUAUCCUAAAACAGAUUCUAUAUUAUACACAGAUGGAAAAAGGAGUUAUAAUUACAGAAUUAAGCAAGAGGGUUUAUAUCCUCAACUUCCAAUAUUGAUAUAUACUCAAGGAAAGAAUAAAUAUAAAAUUCCAGAUGGAUAUUGUGUGGAAACUACUUGGGGUCGUGGAGAAAAAAAGAAAACUGUAAAGUGUUUUAUUAAUUAUAUAGAAGGAAAGCCUCUUUUUAAAAUUAUGUAUGGUAUAAAUUUUUCAGAAGAAAUUCGAUCAAAUAUAUCUUCAACAACAGCAGCAAAUGCCGUUCUGAAGAAACUUUUCCCCUUAAAUGAAAAAUCAUUAAUUUCUGGAGUACAUCUUUUUGGUAUUCAUCUAAUAACAUUAAAGCAAGCUAGAGAAAACAUAAGAAAUAUAAAGGAAAAUAAUGUUCAAUUAAUAUCACUUGAACAUUGUAGUAAAUCAACAUUAAAUAAAAGGCAGCAUAAAUUUGGAAAUCAAUUGAAACAACAUGUUCAAAUUGAAGAAUCUAAAAUCUAUGGUAAAGAUAGAGUUGUUCUUAAGCAAAUUUCUUAUAGUGUUAAAGAUAUGGAUUUCCAAAUUGAUUAUGAAAAAAGAAAUGAUAUAAAAAAGAAAAAGCUUAUUUCAGCAGUACAAGCUAUUGAUUUAAAUUAUAUUCCUCGUGAAGGUUAUCGAGCUUUAACUGCAGUAGAAUCUAAUUUACAACGUGAAUGGGCUGUCUCUGAACAACGACUUAAAAUAACAACAGAAAUGAGUCAAAAAAUACCAGUCACUUUUAUUAAUCUUCCAUUAGAUUUUACUGAAUAUUCAAACUCUGAAUCAAUUGAAAUAAUUCAAAAUAUCAAAAAAGAUGGCACUCGGAGUGUUAAAGACAUUUUAAAGUAUAUUGUACCUGUCCUUAUUUCUAAUGAAAUAUUGGAUAUUAAUAAUCCAAUUAUCCACUUAAGAGUUUCUGGUGAUGGCAGAAAUGUGGGUAGAAAAAUUAAACAUGUAAUGAUAACCAUAGCGAUUUUGAAUGACAUUCAAAAUAUUCAUAAACCUGACCACCACUAUACAACUGUUCUCUUUCCAGGUGUAGAGAAGUAUGAGGUUUUAGAAAUUAUGAUGGCAUCUUUUAUUAAAGAACUAGAUGAAAUAAAAAAAAAUGGGCUAAUGAUUGGCGAAAUUAUGUGGAAUUUUGAACUUUAUUUCUCUUCUGACUGGAAAUUUUUAACAAUAUGUUUAGGAUUCAAUUCAGCAAAUUCAAAAUUUUUUUGUCCAUGGUGCCAAGUAUCAAAGUAUGACCAAGGUAAUAAUUGGAAAAUAAGUAAGAAAAUGGAGAACAUCCAUGAAUAUCCAGGUCAUAAUAGGAAGCCACUUUUUUAUAUGAUUCCACUGGAUAAGUGGGUACCAGAUGAACUUCAUAUUUUACUUCGUAUUUGGGAUCGUCUCUGGUAUUUGGUUUUAUCAGAAUUAAAAGAAUUUAACCAAUUCGAUGAUAUAUGUCGUGAUGAAAUUGUUAAAGAAAUGGAUAGGAUUGGUGUUAAUUUCCAAUUUUGGCAAGAAAAAUCCAAUACGUGGAACCACACAUCAUUGAUGGGUGAUGACAAAAAGAAAGUUUUAAAAAAUUUUAACUUUAAACGUAUAUUACCACCUUCACGUGCAAAAGCAAUUCGAGAAUUGUGGGAUCGCUUUCAUCAAGUUUAUCUUAAUCUUAAAUUGAAGGAUUAUGACGCACAACAGUUUCGUUUCGAAGCUGAGGAUUGGUUGGAAUUAUUUAAAGUAUUAUACAUGCCAAGUGAUAUAACUCCAUAUAUGCAUGUUCUUGUCUGCCAUAUGUCCGAGUUUAUGGAAAAACAUAAACAAUUUGGUAUAAAAGCAUUUUCGUGCGCGGCUGUUGAAAAAAAGAACCAUCAGCAAGUAACACAUUUUUUUAGACAGACAACAAAAGAUGGAGGGAAAAACAAAAAAUCAGCAAUAACUGAUAUUCUUGAAUAUGAAAAUAGGGUUCUCUUUUAUUUAUUUGAUAAUGUUGAAACUUCAACACCAAAACCAAAAAAAAUAAGUUUAAUGUAG